UGUUACUGUUGUUAUUGUUGUUGUUAUUAAACAUCUGAAGAAGAUGUGGGUGGAGACGCGACAACCUGUUUGGAUUCGUCUUUUCAUUGGUCACUAGUUUCUCUAUUUGGGGGAUGUUCUCUAUGGUAACGGCGAGCGAUGGAAUGUGGAAUGUCGCGGGUUCGCGCACCGCCCUCUACGUUCCUUCCUCUUCCUUCUGCAUCCCCAAUCCGCCGCCGGGGGUGGUGGAGGUUUCUGCUUCUACCGUUACCCAACAACCGAGACCAGAACGCUCCAUCAGAUCGCCCAAGACCUUCUUCAGGUGUGCAUCUCAAUCACCAACAACAACACAACAACAAGAACAGCCCUCUUCCACCGUUGAAACCCACCACCGUAUGCGUCGACCGCCGGCGAAGAAAGCCGAGGAGAUGUCCGACAGAAGCAGCGCGAGGAGGCCGCCUCCGUACAGGCCGAAAUCGAGAACAGAUUCGAGCAGCGGCAUCGGCGGAAGCGCUGGGGGUCGACUGCGCGGUGAUGGGGGCGGCGGAAGCAGCGACGAAGACCUGGCCCGUCAGAACACCGAUCUGCGACAGAGGCUGCAGGACGAGGCCUCUCUCUACAGGAAGAGAUUGGACACCUACAGACAGGCCCAGCAGAAUCAGGCCACGCUAGUCAGCAGGCUGCAGGCGAAGGUUUUACAGUACAAGCAAAGAUGCGCGGACCUCGAGGCCCAGAUGACCGAUACCAGUGUUCCAUAUGUAGAUACGUCUACAACAUUAGCAACGCCGAGAAGGCCGAAUCUCUCUCUUUCGGCUGCACCUAGUUCUGCCUUGGAACAGGCCCAGCAGCAUCUCAAAGAGAUACACGAAGAGCGCAUCACCGAUCUGGACGUGGCGCUCAGGAAGCUCGACGAGGAGCGCACUAGAUGCGAAAAGCUGAUCCAGCAGAACCGCACGCUGCGAGAUCAGCUGGAGGAAUCGCAUCAAACGAACGAGGAAUUAACCGGAGACCUGCAGAAAUUGACGAACCAAUUCGAGGAACUACGCGAAGAGAUGCUGAUCAAGGAGGACGAGUGGAAGGACGAGGAGCAGGCCUUCAACGAUUACUACAGCACCGAACACAGCAGACUGCUCAACCUGUGGCGCGACGUCGUUUCCGUGAAGCGACUCUUCAUGGAUGUUCAGAGCUCCACCGAGAGGGACCUCACCAAACUGAAGACGGAGAUCGGCGGCUUCGGACGAGACAUGACGUACGCCUGCGGCAGGAUGGACAAGAACUUUGCAGAAUCUCUAAACAGCAUGAUCGAACGGCCCAACUUCAAUUUGGAAAACGUCGAGCUGAAGGCGCGCAUGGAUUCGCUGGGCAACCAGAUUGGGACGCAACAGCAGGAGCUGAAAGGCAAAGAGGAGAAGAUCCAGCAGCUGCUGAGGGAGGUCCACAAUCUCGAGGAGAGAUGCUCGGACGCGGAGCACAACGUUGGACAAGUGAUGAGGCUGCAGGAUGAGGUGGAAUUGUUGCAGAACGCUUUGCGCGACAUCGCGCACGCUCUCAUCCAAGACGCCGAGACGAAAGACGUCGUCGAUCUGAGCCAACCGACGCACAUCCAUCUCAGCGCCUCGACGCCGAUCCCUCAAAAGAGCCCGAAACGCGGUCGCAGCCUUCCACACUCCAGCGCCGCUUUCGCCGAGAGCACGAUAUCCGCAGUGCAAGCCGCCCUGCACAAGUACCAAUCAUUCAUACACGAGCUGCAGGUGAAGCUGCAAUCGAAUCGGGAACAAUUCCUGCUCGUGAGGAAGCAAUGCGAGCAUUCCGAAGAAACAGCGUCCACUUUAGAGCAUCGCGUGAAAGAACUCGUCUCGCAGUUGGACAGCAGCAAAGCUCAAUGCAGCCAAUUGUUGCAAGAGCGUGAAAGUCUGCAGAAGAACCUUGAAGCGGUGAAGGCCGAAAAGCUUGCACUGGACCGGCACAGGAUCGAAAUAAACGGUAUGGUCGAUUCGCUCAACGGAGACUACGACAAUCUGCAGAAGAACUACUGCAAGUUGCAGAAGGAGGUGGACGUGCUCAGUGACGAGAAGAUCUUCCUGCAAUCGGAGAUCGAUCGACUAAACCAAGAGGCGAAUCUGCGCGAGAUGAAUCUGAGGUCGGAGGAGGAUCGCUGCAGUCGCAUCCGCGAGGAACUGCUGACGACUAGGGAAGAGCUGAAUAAACUAUAUCUGGCGCACGAUAUGCUGGAGCAGCAAAAGUUCGAGGCGGACAACGUGAUCAGUUCAAUGGAGAAGAGUAAAGCCGGCGACGAGAUGGAAUUGCGGCGGAUGUUGGAAGAGAAUUCCGGUGGACGCGAUUCUCUUGCAAAGUGCGAGGCGCAGGUAAUCAACCUGGAGCGAGAUAAGAGCAAGCUGCAGGAGUUGGUGAAGAAAAUGGAAGAGGAAAAGGCAGCUCUGCAGGCUCAAUGCAGCGAUCAUCAAGGCGACAUACAAAUGUUACGAAAGGAAUUGCUGCAAGCCGAACAAAUCAAAUUAGAUAUCGAAUCAGAUAAAGUAAGUUUAGGGGAGAAAGCCAAGUUCCUGGAGAUCGAAAAAGAUAAGAUCGAGAUGGAAUUGGGGCAAGUGGUGCGUGAAAGGGGUGAUCUGAGCAACCAGCUGACGGUGCUCGGCCGGAAAAGAGAUGCUCUUAACGAAGAGCUGGUGAGGACGAAGCAAAAGCUCGAACAAGCGACGGAAACCAAUCAGAGGAUCAAUAGGAAUUUGGAGGAACUGGUGAACGAGUGCGAGGAGAAGCAGGCCAACAUCGAGAGCUUGGAUAAAGAAGUUCAAAGAGUGCAAGAACUGUUAGCCGGAGUUCGCUCGGAGAAGGAAUCCCUGGAGGCGAUAUUAUUCGAAAGCCAAACGAAUCUAGAAGCAUCGGAUGAUAAACGGCAGCAGCUGGAACAGGAACAGCAAGAGUUGCUGGUGCAGCAGGAGGCGCUGAAGGGGCAAGUCUCCAGGUUGAAUAAAGACCUGGAGCGAUCGGAGAAACGAUGCGUGGAGAUCAAAAACUCUUUAUCUCAGCAAGCCGGCAAUCAGGAGGCAGAAUUCCAGCACAUCGUCACGAAUCUGAAGAAGCAGAGCGAAGAAACGAUUGCGAAAUUGAGCGAGGAACGGGACAGGAUCCGCACGUCUCUGGAGCAAAGAUCGCAGCAAGCUUUGCAUCAGCUGACGAAGGAAAAGGACGAGGAAAUACAGCAACUGUUGGACCGAAUCGACAGUCUGCAAAGCCACAUCGAGAACGUUUGCCAGCAGCACGAAGAGUUGAUGCUGCGUGCGGAAAACGAUAAGCAGCAGGCACUGCUGAUUGCCCACCACGAUCAGCAAGCGCUGCACGACAGAUUGGAGGCUGCUAGGAAGGAGCUGGAGGCGGAGAGGAGCAGUUUGGAGAGGAUGAGGAGAGAAUCGAACAGCAGAUUCGAUCAGGACAGGAACAGCAUCAAUCAGUUGAAGGAGGAGUUGACCAAGCAGAAGGCGAAAUUGGAGGAGACGCGCGGCAAAUUCGAGGAAGAGAGAUCACGUUUGGAGCAGAAGGUCGUGGAGAUAUUGGGUGAGAGGGAGUCCGCGCAAGGCGAAGUCGAGAAUCUCAAGGUGCAGCUGCAUCUGUGCGAGGACAAGAUCGACGCGUUGAAUUCGCAACUGCACGAAACGGUGAGGAAGCUGCGCGAAUGCGAAAACAAUUCAGAGGGUCUGCGGAAGGAUCUGACGGACGUCAGGAGACAGCUGACCGACAGCAACUUCGAGAAGGAAAAGUAUCACGGGUCCAAUAAGGAGAUGCGCGAGGUCAUCAAGAAGGUGGAGAGCGAAAAACGGGAUAUGGGAAGGCAACUCGAGGAGUCUUUCCAGAAGAUUACAGCUUUGGAAGAUCUCAAACAAUCUCUGGAAAGUGAGCGAACCAGACUUCAAAACGUUGUUAAAGAAGUGGAGAAGGAGCAACUGCAGACCGAGCACAAGCUACAAUCGUUGCAGGAUGAGCUGCAGAGGACGCAGAGCUCCAACGCGCAGCAGCAGAACGAAGAGAAGGAACUGCAGACGCGAUUGCUGAACGAAGUCGAGGAACGGGAAAGGGCUCACCAGGAGGUGCACACGCUUAAAAAACAGAUUUCGGAACUCGAUCGAAAUCUGGAUCAAACUAGACAAGAGCUGGGAAGAACUCGUUCGCAUAGCGCGCAUCUGGAAGAGCAGUGGCACGCGAGAGAGCAAGACCUUCUGGUACACUUGGAGGAUUGUCGCGGUCGGGAAAAGCGUUUGGAGGAUCAAAAGCAUAACUUGGAGGUGUGCCUCGUGGACGCCACUCAGCAGAUUCAAGAGUUGAAAGCGAAAUUGGGUGGAGCGGAGAGCAGAGUUCGCUCGUUGGACAAUCAACUUACCCAGACGGAAACGGCGAAACGCGACGUCGAGCAGAAGCUGGCCAGCGUCGUGUCCACUCUACGAAGAAUAGCUGGAAUCCAGAUCGACGGCACCGUGAACCACAGCAGUCGUCUUCUGAGUCCGUCGCGCAGAUGGAGUCCUGCAAGAACAGCUUCGCACGAGGUCGACAACGUGACCGACAUCGAUCCGGAAAUUGUGAGGAAAGGAGUGAGGAAUCUGAUGCAGCAGGUGGCCCAAAUAGAGCGGGAACGGGACGACUUCAAGACGCAGGUUGGAACCGUCAAGAAGCAGCUGAAGGAGAGCAACGACAAUCAGAACAAGGGAGACAGCAAACUGACCAAAGUUCUGCAGAAUUUGAGGAGCCUUCAGGACGAGAAAGGCACGCUCGAGACGAAGCUCGGGCAGAAGACGAUAGCUCUCAACUCGCAAACGGACGCGCUGCACAAGAAAUCCGAAGAGGUGCAGCAGCUCAGGGAUAAAAUCACCAAUCUGGAGUUGAGCGUGAGCAGCUGCAAAGAGGAGAAAAUGCAAUUCGAGGAUAAGGUGGAGAAGUACAAGAACGCUCUGGGUAAACUGGAUGCGGAGAAGAGGGCUUUGCAGGAGGAGCUCGGACGCACCGAAAACAGAUCUUCCAAGCUGGAGCUGCAGCGUAUGUCCGCUGAAGGAGAUCUUCAGAGAUUGCAGAUGAUGCUCCAAGAAAAGGAUGCUCAAAUACAGAAAUUACAGGAGAAGUGCGAGACGCAAUCAAGAAAUUUGGUCAGUUUGGAGGAACGCUGCAUCUCGUUGAAGACGACCAUCGAUCAGCUGAAUUCGUCGCUGGAGAGGGCCGCAGGCACUGAAUCCGAGAUGAAAGUGGAGAUUCAGAGUUUGCAGAGAUCGUUGCUCGAGACUACGACUGCUACACACACCGGCGCCGAGAAGCUGAAACAUUUGCACAAGUCGUUGGCAAGCAGCGAGAACGAGCGAAAGAUUUUGUCGGAGAGGUUCGAGGCGAGCCAGCAGAAUUUGAACGAGUUCAGGAGGAACAACCAGAUCCUGCAGGAUCAGGUUUCGCGGCUUAACAACGAGCUGGCGAACAACGAGGUGGUCAAGUCCGGAUUGGAGUCGCAGCUGAGGUUGGCGCAGUGGCCGGAGACGAGCACGCCGAGCACCCACCAUCACGAGGACGAGCUCAUCAGACAGCUGCAGAGGGAUCGCAGCGAGCUUAGGAGCAAGGUGGAAACGUUGACGGUGAAAGUGCGUCAGGUGGAGAGCGAGAACAGGGAUCUGGAGAGGACGGUGACGAAGUGCAGGAGCAAAUCGUACGAGAGGCCGGAGAAGUACGAGAUCGAUGCUCGCGUCUCGGACAGGGACAGCGUGAAGUACGAGCAGGAGAACGCGGAGCUUCGCAUGAAGAUCUCCAAGCUGGAAAUGGAGGUCGGAGAUAAGGAGGCCGAGUUGGCCAGGUUGAGGAAUCUGCACGCGAAGCCCGGAGGCUACGAAUCGACGUUCGAGAGGUCCGAGGUGGAGCGAUACAGGGCGGCGCAGCUGCAGGCGGAGAGGCUGCUCGAGGCGAGGGAGCAAAGCCAUCGUCAGCAGGUCGCCCGUUUGGAGAACCAAGUGACGAUGCUGAGGGAGCAGUUGAACCAGGAGAUCAAACGCAGGCAGCAGUACAUCCUGAGGAGCUCGAGGGCCGGUCGCGAGAUGCAGCAUCUUCGGCAGGCGCUCGGCGAUAGCCUGAGGACCGUCUCGCAGGAUCCCUCCUUGGAUGCGCUGCUGCUCGAACAGGAAGCCAGGAAGCUGGACAAUACCGCCACAAACACUGCCAGUCUGCCUCCUGCGCUGAACCUGAGUUACGACCGGAAAUCGGUCGGAACGCCACAGCCACCUAAUUACUAAACAAAUUUUAUACAAGAUUAAUUUCAUUUUCGUUCUAUCUAUCUCUCACUCACUGUGUCUUAAAUACUUCAUUUGUAGUUAGCAAAUCUUGCGGGGACGAUCCAUCGAAGGCCCAACUUUGUUGCGCGCAAAGUUCGGAAAGCCGGACGUCCCUCGAUUCAUCCGUCCAGAAGACAUUAUUACGGCACUCAAGUAGACGUUCUUUUAGUAGUAGUAGCUUCAU
Nicrophorus vespilloides is the source of this 6474-nucleotide messenger RNA. RefSeq names its product rootletin (gene Root). The record is from RefSeq and is a predicted model, not a curated record. The transcript has 13 exons. Bases 114 to 6251 code for a protein of 2045 amino acids. Lineage: Eukaryota; Metazoa; Arthropoda; Insecta; Coleoptera; Silphidae.